AUGCUUUUUAUUGUUAAAGGUUUUUGUCAUGUUGUUUAUCGAGAAUCACGUUCAGUCUCAGAACUUCUUAAACAUUGUACUCGACAACAACGUUCAACUAUUGAUUAUUUUCUUCAUAUUCAUAUGUUACCAACAACAACUGGUUUGUCCAUUCGUACAACUCGAUUCAAACCAAUUCAAGUUGUUCCUUGGAAUGUAAAAGAUAAUGUUUAUGUUAUGCAAAACGAAAACAUUUCAAAUAAUGCAACAUCUUAUAAAGAUUGGUCACGAACUAUUUUCGUCUCACCACUUCAUGGUAAAAUGAGUGCAUUUAGUCUUAGUACAAUCAUGUCAAAUGUAUUUGGAACUGUUUUAAUGGCUCAAAUCAAUACAGAUAAAUAUGGAUAUCCAACAGGUACAGGAACGGUGUUAUUUUGUGAUUCUCAUAGUUAUAUGCGUGCAGUAGCUGCUGGUGCUAUUGAUAUUAAAUGUGAUUGUUUUCAUAAAUUACUUGAUAUUGAUCCAUUUUUACGAGAAAAUGAACCAUGUGCAUUUUGUCCAUUGGUUGCUGAUUUGUUUUGUCGAAACUUUCAUUGUCUUCGAUCAUAUUGUAAACAAUGUUGGGUGAAUAGACAUGGAUCAAAACCACUUGCCGAUCAUCAACCAGCAACUCGACGACAACAACCAUUACCGCAUAUUUAA
This is a messenger RNA of Rotaria sp. Silwood2, 681 nucleotides long. The record is from the annotation of a GenBank genome assembly. NCBI's taxonomy places the organism in Eukaryota, Metazoa, Rotifera, Eurotatoria, Philodinida, Philodinidae.